CGUUACCGAAAUUGAACGAAGAAACGAAGUAGUUGGCCCUCUGUCGUUGGAGGAAAGACAACAUUUACUGAGUUUGGAGCGUUCGGAGCUUUUCCUGCGACCUGCGGGGAUCAAUUAUGAUAUGGAUGGAUGCAUGAGAAGGAGUGGUUUGUGAUCCCGCCGGGAAAAACAAAUACAUUUGUGGUAAUUUGUGGCCUAAUCGCAUGAAUUGACCGAACUAUCUAUUGGAUGCUUUGCUGAUCCCCGAAAGUAAUGAGUGUGUAGAGGCAGAUCAGCUCACUGAAGUCGGCGUGAAUCUACCUGAGUUCCUGCAGGAGCAGCUCGCAGCGAGUUCUGCAUUUAAACAAAAGUCUGCAGUGAAACAAUGGAGCCAACAAGUGCUCCUAAAGGAUGUGAUCCCAGCAUCAACUCCAUCUAUUACAACCUGUGUGACCUGAAAACAGCCUGGGGAGUCGUGGUGGAGGCUGUUGCUGCUGCUGGUGUGGUGACUUCCUUUGUCCUGUUCAUCAUUCUCAUGGCCUCCCUACCCUUUGUGACAAACAAGAGGAGAAAAGGCAUGGUGGCUCUGCAGGCCAGUAUCUUAGUCUUCACGUUGGGACUUUUUGGACUUACUUUCGCCUUCAUCGUGGGCCCUUAUUCUACAAGCUGCUCCGCUCGGAGGUUCCUGUUCGGAGUGCUGUUCUCCGGCUGUCUGGCCUGCCUGGUCAUGCACGGGCUGUGGCUCGCUCUGCUGGAGCGGCGAGGCCGUGGGCCCAGGAGCUGGAUGUUGUGGCUAGGAGCGCUGGGGCUGUGGCUCGUUGAGGUGAUCAUCAACACUGAGUGGCUCGUCAUCACUGUGGUCCGAAUCCCACUAAGAGAAGAUCCUGACGUGUCCUGCAACAUUACCAACCAGGACUUCGUCAUGGCCCUCAUCUAUGUAAUGGUUCUGAUGCUAGCGGUCGUACUGAUGGCUUUUCCCUCACUGAAACACAAGCACAAACAGUGGCGCCGAGAUGGAGCGUUCAUCCUGACCACUGGGCUCUUCACCAUAGCAAUUUGGAUAGCUUGGAUUAGCAUGUAUGCCUAUGGAAACCUACAGGUUGGGAAUCCGAGCUGGGAUGACCCUACUCUGGCUGUAGGUGUGGUGUCAAAUGCCUGGAUAUUCCUUUUUCUCUACACAAUUCCAGAAAUUUGCCUACUGACACAAGCGGAUCCAGAGCAGGAGCAGCCCCCCGAUGGAGAGGACGUCUAUCCUGCAAGGAGCCUGGCGUAUGACACCAUCCUGAAGGAGCCAGAUGUGUACAUAGAGAACAAAGCUUUCUCAAUGGAAGAGCCCCAACCAGAACCCCCAAAAUCAACGUCUCCAUACGGGGGUUAUAAUGGUCAACUACCUUUACGAAGUUGUGUGUACCAGCCGACAGAAAUAGCCUUAAUUGCUAAAGGUCUGAGAACGAGGGACCAAAACACCAUCAUACCUCGAGUCACAGUCCCGUCUUUGCACCUGGGAAGCCGCAGGAACUCCCUGUCUCGUUCAGCGGAGUCCUUGACAUCUCAACCAAUUUCAUAGGUUGGCUGAUGUUCUUUUUGCUGCAGCUAGAUAAAUCUUAACUAGGGUAACCCAAUUUUCAGUGAUUCUUACACUUUUCAGAAGUGUGUACCAAUAUGAUGUAUAGUUGUAGCUGCUCUCAGACUUCCUCUUUUCUAGUGUACCGGCUUAAUGUUUGUUAUGUAAGCACGAGGGCACAAGUAAAAACUGACAUACCAACAAUAAUACACCUAGAUUUAUUUAAUUUAUGUAAUGUUGUAUGAACACUUUAAUAUCAAAACAUAUUGCCUUAGUUUUUUUGUUUUGUUUUUUACAUUUUGUGGCCUUUUUAUUGAAACUAUCUCUCCAUGUCAUCCAUGGUCCAAAGUAUAAAUCGGCUGUAAUCACUCAUUCUGUUGUUGGCCUCCAUAAAACGUAAUUUAUCCACAGGCUGUGUAAAAUGAUGUCUAAGAAUUGCUUAACUAUGUUCCUAUCACAAAUCUGUACCCUGUAAUAUGUUAAUCUAUUCAGUGCAGCAUAAUAUACUUUAUGUGCCUGAUGUUAGGAUUCCUACUUAGUCUGAAAGUAAAGAUUUGGUCAAGCCUUGGAUUAUUAAGAUGCCUUCUUUUGUUAAGUUGUACAUUCUAAGUUAUUAAACCCAUAAAAGUCAUCUAAAUCCCAUGCUGCUGUUGGCUCUUUGCACUGUAAAAGAUAACAACUCACAAGUGGGAAGCUUAAAGAGGAAGUGCCACCAGGAUUAUGGCAUUAUUCGGGGCCACAUAUUUACAUAUGUUUCUCUGAUACAUUCAAUUUGGAACAACACACUGUGGCCUACAGGCUUCAGCUGCUGCCUGGGAUGAAAAUGUUUCCACGGUACAGAGAAUUAUAUUUUGAGGCUGCUACUCUCAAAACAAAAACCACAGUAACUUCAAGUGAUCUGCUCUCAGCAGCAUUAAUUUAGUGCUGCAAUGUUCUAAGAAUAAGGUAGUGGAUUACAGUAUACUUUUAUUUGGUCGUAAUUGUCGAAAAAUGCCUUCAACCAGUAAGCACUGGCAACUGCUUUGCCUAACAAGAGUUGCCCACCUUCUGUACGGAUGUAAGUGCAAUUAUUUCCAUAUCAUUUGUCUCCCCCCUCACCGUCUCACACAAAGAUAAAGACAAUUAAAAGCGUCUGAGGCAGCCACGGCUGCCUAGCAGCGGGCCGAAUCGCCUCUCUCCAAAUUACACCCACAACCUUAUACCAUCAGCAGCAACGAGGGAAAUAAAUGAGGAAAUCAAAAAAAAAAAGUGUACAAAGGAACACCUGUGCAAAUUUUGAGCUUUCUUUCUGUAAUGCCUUGGGCCUUGAUCCCGUGCGUAGAUAUUAGGAGUGAUUAUCGGGUAUGCCAACAGAGCUUUUACACUUUUUAACUCCUCACAGGAUGAAAUGCACAGAUUAAUGACAUUAGCGGCCAAGUUUAGUGAGCACACUUUCCACCACAUUUGAUGUCUGUUAUAGCCUUGUCAAACAACCCGACUAGAAACAUCCAGAGGAAAAAAAAAAAAGGACAUCCAAACAUUUUUAACAAUGUCUUUUCUUCAUGUUUAAAUAAA
Messenger RNA from Cololabis saira (Pacific saury), 3097 nucleotides. Its product is annotated as G-protein coupled receptor family C group 5 member C-like. Gene Ontology annotation, biological process: G protein-coupled receptor signaling pathway. The record is from RefSeq and is a predicted model, not a curated record. The transcript has 4 exons. Bases 365 to 1546 code for a protein of 393 amino acids. Gene Ontology annotation, cellular component: signaling receptor complex; intracellular membrane-bounded organelle; plasma membrane. Lineage: Eukaryota; Metazoa; Chordata; Actinopteri; Beloniformes; Belonidae. Gene Ontology annotation, molecular function: protein kinase activator activity; G protein-coupled receptor activity.